Messenger RNA from Trichomycterus rosablanca, 365 nucleotides. Its product is annotated as metallothionein-2-like. Gene Ontology annotation, molecular function: metal ion binding. The coding region runs from base 79 to 261 and encodes 60 amino acids. The transcript has 3 exons. The record is from RefSeq and is a predicted model, not a curated record. Lineage: Eukaryota; Metazoa; Chordata; Actinopteri; Siluriformes; Trichomycteridae.
CUGCACUGAACUCAGUAGGUUUAACCUUCUUUGACAAUCAACGUUCUUCUUAUUACACUUAAAGAUCUACGGACGAUUAUGGAUCCCUGCGAAUGUGCUAAGGGUGGAACCUGCAGCUGCGGUUCAUCCUGCAAAUGCACAAACUGCAAGUGCACAACUUGCAAGAAAAGCUGCUGCUCCUGCUGUCCAUCUGGCUGCAGCAAGUGUGCCUCUGGAUGUGUAUGCAAAGGUGAUGCCUGUGGUUCUGGCUGCUGUCAGUGAGGAAUUGAUGACCCUGAAACCCAGGAUGUAAAUCUUUGUAUUGCCACUGUACCGUGUCACUGUCUUUUUUUUGUUUUUUUGUUAAUAAAAUCCAUUGAUGUCUA